GCGGCGUAGUCCGCCCAGCCCCCGCAUGCGCGUAUGAUUCGGCGAAUGACUUCAACUUCGUGCGAUUUCGCUCGCUCGCCCGCUGUGAGCGCUACCGGUAGGCCUGCCGGCGGGGUUUUGCAAGGCCGAGCGUGACGCGCGUUCUUCUUGUCUGUUCGUCUGUAUUACGGUGUAUGUUUGGGGUUUCGGCCAUCGCCUCUUUUCUUCCAUGGUGGUGGCGCAUCUCCACCCUUUUCUCCUUUCUUCACGUAUGUUCCCGACUGACGCACACACGGCGCUUUCAUCGUAAACCAUCAUUGUCGUCACACGUAUACAAGCAAAAGCUCCUCCCUUUCGCCGCAGUGAAGCGAGAACGAGCACUCUCGCCCGUCGUCUGGGCAAACGGCCACUCUCUACAUCCGGCGCACUAGCACGCUUCCUUCCUUUCUUCUGUCGUGCGGAGCGAACGGGCAGUUGCGCAUCGUUGUGGUCCCUGAUGCCGAUUUGUGCCCAGCGUUGUGUUACAUUUGCCGUCUUGUAGGUCGAACUUGCUCAUCAGUAAACGGAGAGCAGAGCGGUGCAGAGUGGGAGCGGCAACGAUCGAUCGUUUAAAGUGAGGGCAGGUAGAAACAGCGGUGGGCAUUAGGGAAGAGAGAGGAACAAGCUGCUUAUUUUGUUGGCUGUUUGAAGCGAUGGAGGCUCCAGAGGCGAACGCUAUGCCGAUAUCCGCUCUUGCAAACGAUAUUUCCGAUCAUAUGAAGGGCAUUCUGUUGUCGGAUCUUGCAAAUUCGGCUUCGCCGGUGUCGGAUCUUGCAGAUGCGGCUUCGUCAGCCGCACUGUCGUCUGCUCGAGAAAUGCACGAGAAGGGGAAGGACUCAGUUAGAGCUGCGAUCAAACGGUUUUUCUCGGCGCUGAAGAAGGAAAGAUCAAUGAGGGAAGUUUUGGGAGGAGGCAGAACAGCAGAUCUGCUGUUGUGGACGAAUGUGAAGAAAAGCGGUGCCACGCUUGGCGUUCUGACGGCGCUCUGGAUUCUGGUAGAGUUUUGCGGCUUUACUAUGAUGACUAUUACGUGCAAGUUCCUCAUGGUUGCUGUAGGGGUGCUGUUUGUUUGGGCGAAUUUCGCGUAUCUGUUCAGGAGAGCGCCGCCGCCAGUUCCGAAGAUUGAGCUGAAGGAGGAGAAGGUUCAAGAGGUAGCGGCAAAGAUACGUGUUGUUGUAAACGAGUCGUUGCUGCUUUGUCGUGAUGUGGCGUGCGGUAAGGAGUUUAAGCUCUUUGUGCGCGCGCUGUGGAUUCUGUACUUCGCCUCGAUGAUUGGCUCUUGGUUCACGUUCAUUUCGCUGAGUUACUUGCUCGUGUUGCUCGCAUUCAUCGUGCCGAAGGUGUACGAAACGUACGAGAGGGAUGUCGAUAAGGUCCGGAUGGCGGCGAUGGAGCAAACAAUCAAGUAUUAUGAGGUGGCCGACAGGGCUGUAGUUGGGGCCGUAAUCACUUCGGUGCCCGGUUUGAAGCAGAAGCCUCAGUAGCUUGAGUCCCUUUUCAGCAUCUAUUCUCCCCUUAAUGGGAGAGACACAACGCUUUUGUGUCGGUCGAUCUACCCACCAUGCCCUAUGUCUGUGUCUGUGUGUGUGUGUGUCAGAGGGAGAGAAAGAGAGCGAGCGAGCGAGCGAGCGAGCGAGAGAGAGAGAGAGAGAGAGAGAGAGAGGGGCGGAGUGGGAGAGAGACGGGAGUGACAAGAUGUAUCGAUUUUAAAAAUUCCGCUGUGUAAGUGGAUUUUCAUUAAGUAGAUAGAUAGCUUUAGUAUGAGCGAGCUUAUGCUCCGAUGUCAGCGGGGAAUGUGACUUCGCUGUUGUAGACUGCAGUUAGGGUUUGGUGUACAAGCAUGUGGAGUGGGUAUGCGGAAGAGGAUGUUACUUGUCAAUGUUCGCGGGUGCGCGCAGGCAUCGCGUAUCCUUACCUAAGGCCAGGUUUGAGAUGGAUCUGAAAUUUGUGCUGUUCGCGUGUAUGUUUCGAAUGCGCACAAGAGAUAAGAGAGCGAGCAAGCGGCAGUGGAGAAGAAUGUCGCACGAGAAAGAGGGGAAGCAAGCUACAGAAGGGCGGGCUCGGGAGACCGAAGAGGGGGGCGCUAUGGAGGGAAGAGGAGCCCGCGAAGAGAGAGAGAGAGAGAGAGAGAGAGAGAGAGAUGUGGGAUGUCAGAAGUAGAGCUGUUGUCUCGAGGAGUGCGUGUCUAUUGAUGCAAUAUAGCGAAGGAAAUUGUGCGUCGGAGAGGAAGGGGACAGGGAGAAGAAGAGGGUAAGGAAGGGCAGGGCUCUGCACGGCCAGUUUAGUUUUGAUUGAAGGAACACGGAAUGGCUGAUUCGUGACCAUCUCUACCAGCUGGAGCAAGUGGCGGAAGGGUUCAACGUGAUGAUUGAACGUUUUUUACCUUUUUUUGCUCCGUGUUUUCGAAGGAUGUAUUGCUCAGGAGGGAGCAGGGUUAUACGAAGUCACGCAGCGAAGAGCUGCGGGGAACGUAUGGUUGUUCCUUUUCACACCUCACACCUCCUUCCGUUUCGUUUUUUUUUUUGCAAGUUUCUCUUUUUGGCUACUGACUCUUCUUGUGGCUUUUAGUUUUUUUUAACGUUUUCAUUGGUGAAUUACGAAAAGAGUCGAAAAGAGUCGAAAAUAUCGCCCGGUUGAGUUUGAGCGAUCAAGUGGCGGUACUAUUGUCCAAUGGAUUUUUAUAGAAUUACCCUGUCCCGACAGUAAAUGCCUCCUGCAGUCCUUGGGUAUGUUGUUCUCUUUGAGUCUGCUUUCCCCUCUCUCGUUCAGCCUGGUAGGUUAUCAGGUACGCUCGAUAUUCCCGUCGUUUUCCGUUCUCCUUCCUUUCCCCCGAGACGGUAGCUUUAUCUUGCAGGGCGAUUUGUGGACACAAUUGUGACAGGUCCGAAUUUCGGUGAAGUAGUCUUCUUACAGGAUGUCUUUCUUCAAAACUUUUCCCUGUGAUCGUCUCAAUGUUUUUUUUUUUUUUUUUUCUGUUCAUUGAUCACAACGUACUGAUGUCGAUGUUCCGUACGCUGCCUUUUCCAAAUCAGUUGAAGAUGCGAAAUCUGUUCUCUGUCUAGCACACUUUUCCCUCUCCUGGAGAAGAGUAGAUUUUCAGAGAGCGUGGGGCUGAAAGUUUGUCUUUCUUAAUUCCACUUUUGUUGUGAUGACGACAGCGCGUCUUAGUAGCCCUUGUCUUUCUUCCCGCCUUCCUUGAACUCGUCCCUGUUUUCUUGUAGAGCAUGUCCCGGCCUGCUAGUCUGUCUAGAGAGCUUUCUUGUAAGUUAUCCUUCUGGCAAUAUGUAUGUGCGGAAUCGAAAUCUGAACGA
Chara braunii is the source of this 3329-nucleotide messenger RNA. The record is from the annotation of a GenBank genome assembly. Lineage: Eukaryota; Viridiplantae; Streptophyta; Charophyceae; Charales; Characeae.